AUCUGAAAUUGUGAGUGUUAUUUAUCGGCUCGUCAUUUUGUAGGAGUGAAAUGAUUUAUAUAUAACAAUGGCAGAAAAUGUAGCAUUAUCUAACAGAAUGUCCAAAUUAAUCGGAGCUGUUGACCAAGGAACAAGCAGUUCCCGGUUUCUUGUUUUUUCAAGUGAUACAGCUGAAAUAAUAACUUACCAUCAAAUAGAGACUAAGCAAAUUUUUCCUCAGGCUGGAUGGGUCGAACAGGAUCCUCUGGAGAUUUUAUCUUCCGUUCGAUUAUGCAUAGAUAAAACCGUUGAAAAGCUUAAAGAGUUUGAAAUUGAUCCAUGUAAUAUAAAAGCAAUUGGUGUUACUAAUCAAAGGGAAUCUACUGUAGUUUGGGACAAAUACACCGGAAAGCCCCUGUAUAAUGCAAUCAUAUGGCUCGACACGAGAACUGUUGAUACAGUUGAGUUGUUAUCUAAGAAAAGGGGGUCCAAAGCCGUCCAAGAGAAAAGUGGAUUGCCAAUAACAAGUUAUUUUAGUGCAGUUAAAUUGAAAUGGAUGAUUGAAAAUGUUGCAGAGGUAAGAGAAGCAUUACAGAAAGAUCAGUGUUUGUUUGGAACUGUUGAUUCAUGGAUUAUUUGGAGUUUAACUGGAGGUAUUAAAAAUGGCAUUCAUGUGACUGAUGUAACAAAUGCUAGUCGUACAUUGCUGAUGAAUAUAAGAUCAUUGGAGUGGGAUCCUUGGUUAUGUAACUUUUUUCAAAUUCCCAUGUCUGUUCUACCAAAUAUUCGCAGUAGUUCUGAAAUCUUAGGUUAUAUUUCAAGUGGAUCAUUAACUGGUGUUCCUAUUUCUGGUUGUUUAGGUGAUCAAAGUGGAGCCUUAGUGGGUCAGUUAUGUUUCAAACCUGGGUCUGCAAAAAACACAUAUGGUACUGGAUGUUUCUUGCUGUGUAAUACAGGCAAAGUCCCUGUUUUUUCACAACACGGACUUUUAACUACUGUUGCAUAUAAAUUAGGUCCUGACAAACCGGUUAUUUAUGCUCUUGAAGGAUCUGUUGCCAUUGCUGGUGCUUUGAUUCGAUGGUUAAGAGAUAAUCUAGGAAUAAUUGUAGAUUUAUCACAUAUUGAAACUCUUGCUAGUUCUGUACCUAGUAGUCAUGGUGUUUAUUUUGUUCCUGCAUUUUCUGGUCUGUAUGCUCCAUACUGGCAUCCCAAUGCUAGAGGCACAAUUUGUGGUUUGACUCAGUUUUCUACCAAAGCUCACAUAGCUCGAGCAGCACUUGAAGCUGUAUGUUUCCAGACGUGUGAAAUUGUUAAUGCUAUGAAUGCAGACAGUGGAUUUCCAUUAGAACAACUUCAAGUUGAUGGAGGAAUGACAAGUAAUACUCUACUGAUGCAAAUUCAAGCUGAUCUUUUAGGAUUACCUGUUAUCCUGCCUUCCAUGCCAGAAACUACAGCUUUGGGUGUUGCAAUGGCAGCUGGUGCUGCUAAAGGAAUUGAAGUAUGGGACCUUGAAAUUGCUGAGCGUACUGAUAUUACCACUGAAACUUUUAUUCCUAGUAUACCUCCAGCUGAAAGAGAACUACGUUAUUCAAUAUGGAAAAAAGCUGUCCAGCGUUCUAUGAAUUGGGAAGAUGAGAGUACCAAAAAGAAAAUAGUAAGAAAUUCUCUGCUGCAAUCUUUGCCAGGUGGAAUAUUUUUGUUUUCAUCAUUUGCCCUUCUUUUGUUAGCUGAGAGUCUUGUGAAGAAGUGAUUUGAAUAUUGUAUUAAUGCUUUAUACUUGGGAAUUAAUUUUAUAAGAAAUACUUUUAAAGCUUUUAUAUAUCAAGAUUCAAAAAUAUACCGUGGACAGCCAUGCCGUUUCUUGUUGUUUGACUUCUGAAUUAAUUUUAUAUAUAAUUGUUACUUUUUUGUGUACUGUUGUUAGUGUUGCUGGUUAAUACACUUCAGUUAAGUUGUUUUCAGUUAUUUUAUCAUUAUCAUAAAACAAAGCACAAAUCUUUAUUUUUGAAUAUUAUGUGGUUAAACACAAUUUAUGAUAUGCACCUAACAUUUUUAAAAGGUGUUGAAUUUUUUAUGGUUGUAGUCAUAGCAAAUUGAUGUAAACAAAUCGAUGAGAGAGAUUAUAAUGAUCAUAUUCUUUUGCCUAAAUAAUGCAUUAAGCUGCAUUUCAGAAAUGAUAUGAUUUUAAUUAUAUUUCAUGCUCUUGUUUUUUAAAUAUUUAAUCUUGAUAAUUGGUUUAAUUAUAUUUCACAAGAUGGCUGUUGCGUAAUAUUCCUGUUGUGCAUAAUGUACAGGUUGAUUGAUAGUAAUGCAGAAAUAAUAUCUUGUGCCUUUUAAUCAUAUAGGUAAUUGGCUGAUGUAAAAAGAAUUAGCACCUUGAGUAUGAGCAGAUUAGGUAAUUUAACUUUAUAAAUGGAAAAACUUGGAAAUGUGCAUUGAAAUUUUUAUAAAAAUUGCCUCACAUUUUUUAAACAGUUAAUUGAUCAUUUUUCUACCUAGAUUGCGGAAGAUGGUAGGUGAAGUAAUGUUUCCAAGUCUUAUCGAUGUAUUAAAUAUUUAAUUUCCAGUAAGUAUACAGUUAAUAAAAUGAAGUUUACGUGUAAAAUGAAGCUAAAUACAAUCAAAAUGAUACACCAAGCAAUGAUUGUUGGAAAUACUAAGAUAAAAAAAUAUGCAAAUAUAUGAAAAAUUAAGCUGAUUCUCGUUACCUUAGCAAGCUGUCAACCUUGAAAUCUUAAAAAACUGGGAACUUUAACGCUGCAUGGUGACACCAUUUCGAAGCAACUCUCAAUUGACUUUUUGGUAAAAUCUUAGGAGAGCCCAAAUCCUUGGCGACAAACUGGGAAAGUGCAGAUUCACCUACUGCUUUGCACGUUUCUCAAAAUCGCCAAAUUGAAAUUAGUCAGUCAAAGAAUUGAAAAUUUGGUAUCCAUGCACACAUCGACCUAUUUUCACUUAAAAACAUCAGAGAAUUGCACAAGCUUGACAUUGUACACUCUUGAAUUAAUCCAUGUCUACAUCUGUGCGUGUCAUAUAAGUGGGUGCGUCAAGGGUGUGGGCUCUGCUAAGAACUGACUGACUUUAAUUCACUCAAUAAUGUACGUCUAAAAUUGUUUUAGUGUGUAAGGGAAUCGUGUAAUAUCUUUCCAAGAGCAUUUUCAGAUACAAUUUGAUUUUAACUAAAUUUUAGCUUCUUUUUAAAGAAAAGCAUACUUUUUAUUUAUCAAAAAUUAGGAAAUUAUAUUUGAAAUAUUCUUGAAUAUUUUUACC
This is a messenger RNA of Stegodyphus dumicola, 3249 nucleotides long. RefSeq names its product glycerol kinase-like. Lineage: Eukaryota; Metazoa; Arthropoda; Arachnida; Araneae; Eresidae. Gene Ontology annotation, biological process: phosphorylation; glycerol metabolic process; glycerol-3-phosphate biosynthetic process. Gene Ontology annotation, cellular component: mitochondrion. The record is from RefSeq and is a predicted model, not a curated record. Gene Ontology annotation, molecular function: glycerol kinase activity.